UUCCUGAAUGUUAUAGGGCAUGAUUGAUUAUUCAAUAUGUAUGUUUAAGAAUGAUUAAAUUUUAUGGUGAUACACGAAAACCUGUGAGGUUAUGAAGGGUUGGUGUCAAUGUAUCAAAGUCCACACGAUUGAUUGUUUCAUGGUCAGCGCUGUUUGCCGGAAGUUCAACACCACUUCAAAAAUCUCGUCGUUUGCAUUGACAAAAAAUAACUCAGUGCUCUCUUUCCCCUUCAGCCAACUCUCUCAACUGUUCUCAUUAUUUUAAUGCCUACUUGCAUUCGUCAUAGACUAAUUUAUCCUAUAUGUAAAAAAAAGUACAAAUAGAAUUUAUUUUGAUAGAUUUGGGUUGCCCAGUUCCAGGUUUGAAGAUUUACGGCUAAUGCGGAUCCACUUCCAUAAGUUGAGUUGACCUUCACAUCUCAAACUAAACUAUUACUAGAUCUUUUCCAUCUAAGGGGAAGCCUUGAUAGUAUUUGCAGCAAGAAGACUGUAAUGGCAGUCGCAAUCAGUUUACUACUUGUGGCUUCAUUGCUUGGUUCAUCCUGUGGUUGUCAUUUUCCAGCUAUUUACAACUUGGGGGAUUCAAAUUCCGACACCGGAAGUGUCUCCGCAACAUUCGGUCGGGUUCCCUGGCCUUGCGGUGAGUCCUUUUUUGGUAAACCUGCUGGUCGGUAUUCUGAUGGGCGUCUCAUAAUUGAUUUUAUAGCUAAUGAGUUGAAAUUGCCAUUCUUGAGUGCGUACCUUGAUGCAAUCGAUUCAAACUUCAGACAUGGAGCGAAUUUUGCAGCAAGUGGAUCGACGAUUCAACCAGCCAAUAACAAAUUAUUUGGUACUGGUUUUAACCCCUUAUCUCUUGUUAUACAGCUCUUGCAGUUCCAACAACUUAAAGAGCGCACCAAUGAGCUUUAUGAUCAAGCCAAGAAUCCAGAUAUUACAGAUAGGCUCCCUAGGCCAGAGGAGUUUUCAAAGUCCCUUUACAUAUUAGAUUGUGGACAAAAUGAUCUGCAUUAUGGCAUUAUAACGAGUACAGAGGAUCAGGUUAAGGCAUUCAUUCCCACUAUAAUCAAUCAGUUUGCUGCAGCAGUAGAGAAGCUGUUUCAACAAGGAGCAAGAGUGUUUUGGAUACAUAAUACAGGUCCCAUUGGCUGCUUGCCUACUGUCAUCAUAAAUUUCCCUCCAAAGCCUGGGAAUGUGGACCAAGCAGGCUGCAUUAAGUCCUACAACGAGUUGGCUCAAGAAUUCAACAAGCAGCUUAAAGACACAGUUUCUCAACUUAAGGCCAAGCUCCCUGGUGCAAGGCUUAUAUAUGUCGAUAUCUACUCGGCUAAAUUUUCUCUAAUUAGUGAAGCCAAUAAAUAUGGCUUUGUUGAUCCUUUUGUUAACUGUUGCGGCGACCAUCAUGUGGAAUGUGGGAAGACGGCAGUGGUGAAUGGUACUGAAAUCUUUGGGGCUUCAUGCAGUGAUCCUUCAAAACAUAUUAGUUGGGAUGGCAUUCAUUAUACUGAAGCUGCAAACUAUUGGGUGGUCAAUAGGAUUUUGGAUGGCUCUCUCUCAGAUCCCCCUCUUCCUAUUACCAAAGCUUGUCUAUAACCUCACAUAUCCUGUCCUGUAUCAAAGAAUAAACCUCAUUUAUGUAAUAAUAACAAAAUAAAUUCGAUUAUUUAUACUAUUCACAAACUAGUUAAAAAAAUUUCCAUUGAA
Messenger RNA from Gossypium arboreum, 1701 nucleotides. RefSeq names its product GDSL esterase/lipase At5g14450-like. The record is from RefSeq and is a predicted model, not a curated record. Bases 493 to 1590 code for a protein of 365 amino acids. Gene Ontology annotation, molecular function: hydrolase activity, acting on ester bonds. The transcript has 6 exons. Lineage: Eukaryota; Viridiplantae; Streptophyta; Magnoliopsida; Malvales; Malvaceae.